This is a messenger RNA of Trichoderma aggressivum f. europaeum, 1608 nucleotides long. RefSeq lists its product as uncharacterized. NCBI's taxonomy places the organism in Eukaryota, Fungi, Ascomycota, Sordariomycetes, Hypocreales, Hypocreaceae. The transcript is spliced from 7 exons. Gene Ontology annotation, molecular function: oxidoreductase activity. Bases 1 to 1608 code for a protein of 535 amino acids. The record is from RefSeq and is a predicted model, not a curated record.
AUGGCACCAAACAACUUUAAAAUCGGUGUGGUUGCAGUGCUUGCGGGAUGGAUUCCGUCAGUUACUGCCGCACCAGUUGGCAGCAAUAGUGAUCAAACAUGUAGGAAGACGUCUGUGGCGAUAUUAGGUGCAGGAAUGGCAGGCAUCACUGCUGCUCAAGCCCUACAUAAUGCCUCCGUGCCAGAUUUUGUCAUUAUUGAGUACCAAGAUCGAAUUGGUGGACGGGCGUGGCAUGGCGACUUUGGCAAAAAGUCAGAUGGAAGCCCGUAUGUUAUCGAGUAUGGAUGUAAUUGGAUACAAGGUCUCGGCAAUCCUGGAGGCCCAGAGAAUCCCGUGUAUACACUAGCCAAAAAAUACCAUCUCGCCAAUACCUACUCGGAUUAUGACUCCAUCUUGACUUAUGAUGAAACGGGCUACACGGACUAUUCUGGCCUCAUUGAUGAAUAUGGAACUGCAUAUGACAAAGCUGCCGCAAAGGCUGGCCGUUUGCUUGUCCAGAAUUUGCAGGAUCAGACCAUGCGUGCCGGCCUAUCUACUGCGGGAUGGAAUCCCAAACACGGCGAUAUGAAGAGACAGGCCGCUGAGUGGUGGAACUGGGACUGGGAGGCUGCUUUCCCACCCGAAGAGUCAUCCUUCAUCUUUGGUGUUGCAGGCAGCAACCUCACCUUUAACCAGUUCAGCGACGCCAACAACUUUGUCAUUGACCCACGCGGUUACAGUGCCAUCAUCGACGGCGAAGCUUCAACGUUUCUCACCAAGAACGACACCCGCCUGCUCCUCAACACUCGCAUCACAAACAUCACCUACUCCGAUCACGGCGUCACAGUGUACAAUCAUGACGGUAGCUGCGUAUCUGCGGACUACGCCAUUUCGACUUUUUCACUGGGCGUGCUUCAGAGCAAUGCGAUUGGCUUCUCGCCGCAGUUGCCGGGGUGGAAGCAAGAUGCGAUUCAGAACUUCGCCAUGGGCACGUAUACCAAGGUCUUUUUGCAGUUUAACGAGACGUUCUGGCCUGAAAAUACGCAGUACUUUUUGUAUGCUUCGCCUACUACGCGGGGCUAUUAUCCUGUUUGGCAGUCCCUCUCGACCGAAGGCUUCAUGCCGGGCUCCAACAUCAUUUUUGCAACUGUCAUUGGUGAUGAGUCUUACCGUAUCGAGCAACAGACGGAUGAAGAGACAAAAGCAGAGGCCAUGGAGGUUCUCCGCCAAAUGUUUCCCAAUGUCACUAUCCCGGAACCCAUUGCAUUUACAUAUCCUCGCUGGACUUCUGAGCCGUGGUCUUUCGGAAGUUACUCAAAUUGGCCAGCAGGCACUUCAUUGUUGGCUCACCAGAAUCUGCGAGCUAAUACUGGACGAUUGUGGUUUGCGGGUGAGGCUACCAGUGCUGAGUACUUUGGGUUUCUUCAUGGAGCUUGGUUUGAGGGCCGUGAAGCGGGUGCGCAAGUUGCGGCACUGUUGCAAGGGCGGCCUUGUGUGCAGUACGGAAAUGAUAGGCUUUGUGGAGAGAGGAAACAUUACGACCCGUUGACGGGGACGUCGCCUUUGAGUCAGUAUACUUUGUUGAAUGGAUGGGCUGUGAGCAGCCUCUAUGAGAGUGGCGAUGAUUGA